Cydia strobilella is the source of this 5738-nucleotide messenger RNA. RefSeq lists its product as uncharacterized. Lineage: Eukaryota; Metazoa; Arthropoda; Insecta; Lepidoptera; Tortricidae. The coding region runs from base 248 to 2674 and encodes 808 amino acids. Gene Ontology annotation, biological process: chondroitin sulfate proteoglycan biosynthetic process; glycosaminoglycan biosynthetic process; dephosphorylation. The transcript has 7 exons. Gene Ontology annotation, cellular component: Golgi apparatus. Gene Ontology annotation, molecular function: phosphatase activity. The record is from RefSeq and is a predicted model, not a curated record.
UUUACGCAAAAUGCAAAAUCGCCAAUCCUGAAAAAAAUUGAUGGUGUACGACAGCAAUAUUCGCGGAAAUUUGUUAAUUUAUGUAUUUAUUUAGUAUAAGUUCAGUAUUUUGGCGUUAGACUAAGUAAACAUGAAUUCAACUUUUUGUGUAGGCGUAGGUACCAAAUGUUUUCUCAAAAAUAAUUUAAGCGUUCGUAAUUAAUUCGAGAAUGGAUUUUAUCUGAUAAGAAUGAUGUUAAAAUAAAGUAUGCCGCUUACAAUUGCAAACAGAAGUAAAAUGAUUGCUGAAAUCAUGAAAUUUUCGUUUCACCACAGAGCGUUUUACUGCUAUGUUGGGAUGAGUAUUUGGAUCUGUUUUUUAAUAACGGUAAUGUACAAAUACAUAUCAGUAGGAGAAGAUGCAACAGUGAUCAAGAAGAUUGUGCAGAGUGAAUACAUAUCCAAAAGUGAUAUCAAGUAUAGGAAGAUAUAUCUACGCUCAUGUAAUCCACCAGACAGUAUUGUGAGGGGUGCUGAAGCUGUGGUGGACAGUGAUACUUGGCUUCUGCAAGGAGUGUUGGUUGUUACAAGACAUGGUGACCGAGGACCCCUUACACAUUUGCACGGGGGAGACAAACUGCCCUGUGACACUCCACCACCAUCAACAUUGUUGAAGACGUACGAAGAAUGGGUGUCCAACACGAGCUCAGCGGGGCGCGCGUGGUGGGUAGCAGGGCCGGGCCCGUUCCACAACUUCCCCGCGCUGCCGCCCCGGGCCGCCACGCGCUGCGCGCUAGGACAGCUGACGCCGCGCGGGCUGCUGCAGAUGCUGACCGUGGGUAAUAUUUUGAAAGAGGCUUAUGGAGAAAAACUUGGGCUAGACAAUUCAGAUCCAACGGGAAAACGAGACACAGGAGACGUUAUAAUGUACAGCACGCGAUACCGCCGAACGUUCCAGUCCCUAGCAGGACUUGCUUGGGGCUUAGCGGGCGCCAAUGCCGGCGCUCGACUUGCUAGAGCGAGAGAGAGCCAUAGCGUCGCCUUCUGCUUCCGCGAGUGUGCGUGUGCUGCUCACCACGCGUUGAACAAAAAAAUCAGCAUCCAAGCAAAACACCGUCUGGACAACCACCCAGCGCUAAGAGAGGUGGUCACAAAGCUCUCCACCGUGCUCUUCGAGUCGCAGGAGCACCCCGAACCCGACAUGGUCCGAGACGGGGUCCUGGCUCACAUGUGCCAUGACUCGCCACUGCCGUGUGUGAGGAAACCUGAGAAACAGAAGAUUAGCUUAAAGAGGAAUAGGAGGCUUCGAGAGGAUACUGUGCCAGGGAAAAAGUUGCUAGAAUAUAAGGUAAACGUAGAAAAUAGAAAAUCUGAAAGAGAUAUAUUAACUAUAGAAGUACCGGAAAACAGUGGUGAAGAUUCUUCUGUUAAAAAAACGGAGAAAAAGAAGCUAAUCUUGAAGAGACAUAGACAGUUUCACGAGGAUACUGUUCUUAAGAAAAAUUUACUAGAGCAUAAAGAGGUUACCGACAUAGAUAACAGAAAUCCUAAAGAACAAUUACCAAACAUAGAAAUACACCAAAAUGGUAAUGAAGAUACUCCAGAGCGCGAGUCUCCUAAUAAGGAUAGUAAUCGUUCAGAAAAACAUAAACUAACUGUAAAAGGACAUGAAAGAUUUCACAAUAAUUUACCUGAAAGGAAUAAUAUGAGAAAAGCAGAAAACGAAAAAGAAUUGGAAAAUCGCAAAGAGACUGUGCCUAAAAGGAAUUUAUUAGAAAUAGAUAUAGACACUCUUAACAUGGAAUUGGAUUACAUUAACAAUCAGUUAGACUUUAAUAACGAGAUAGGGCGAAAAGCUAGAGAUAUCAUCGGUAAAUAUUACGAUAGUAAAGAUAAGCAGAAAGCUCCUUUAGAUUUCGAUGCUCAAAUGGAAAGGGAGAAGCUACUAUACUACCAGCAGAGAUAUAUGGAUAAUGCGGAUGCAUAUGACGAUGUAGUUAUUGUUAAAAAGAAUUUAGACGCAGACUUUAAUUUUCCAAAUGACGCUCGCAUGGAUACAGAUUUUGAUGAAGAAUAUAAGGAACCUACACCAGAAAUAACAGAGGAAUUUUGUAUAAGAAAAGAACAUAUCACUUCACUAUUCGCGUAUUUAGAAUGGAGUUACAGACAAGAAAUUAAAAAUAUACAUAAUAGAAAACGAGGUUUGCUUUUAGCGUACGGAUUAAUGCACAAUAUAGUGCAAAAUAUGAUUAGAAUGAUCUCAGAGAAUAAACCUAAAAUAGUCAUAUAUUCAGGACAUGACAAGACUCUGCAACCAUUGGUUUUAGCACUUGGACUAACUAAUUAUCAACACUAUAACGUACAUUAUGCUUCUAGAAUAGUCUUCGAAGUUUAUAGAAAGAAAGAUUUACGCGACGAAUUCAAAUUCACGAAAAGGAAAGCGGUAGCACAAGAUUUUUACUUUCGAGUGGUUUACAACGGGGAAGAUGUAACAAAUAAAUUAAGUUUUUGUAAAACUAAGCAGAGUAUAGUGAUGAAAGUAGCGGAUCCCAUAGACGAUAUGAAGACGUAUAAUACUUAUUUGUGUCCGAUAGAAAACGUUGUUAGGUUUAUACAUGACGAUUAUUUUGCUAUUUUUAACGUGACCAACUUUAAGGACGCUUGUGCUACCUAUGGGAAUCUCAAACAUGUUUAGGUACACUAAUUUGUUGGAUAUUAGCAACUUUUGAAGUGGACAUAAAAACUUGGUCUUAGUAGUACGGAUGACUACAUGGAAUUUGUCACUGCCUCACUGCAUGUGGAGACAAAAUGUGGCUUUCCAUCAGAGGAGGGUCCUGAUGCUUCAUGUGCAUAAGAAACUUUCCAACAGGAAAGCCACAAAUAACGUAUGUGAUUAAAAGUAACAUCCGCUCUCUUAAAAAGUUGUAGGCGUCUAAAACAUAGUCCAUUCUUCUUAUUAUGGCGCUAAAAGUAACAUACUGGCAUGUGACUGUACAGAAAUAUGUAUAGAUAUUAUUUGUACAUAAUUUGAACUGUUUCUACACUUUCUACUUGCCGAAUGGACGAAGAGGGGUCCAAUUUCUAAUGAAAUGUCUUUAAAAUUGCAUAAAAGUAAAAUAUAAGUCUUUCUUCCUUCUUUCGAGAGACAAUGAUAUAAGCAUCUUUGAAUACAUAUAAAGUUUUUAAAAUAUACUAAUAUUGAUUUAAAGGCAGCUAAGCAUUAAUUUUUGUCAAAAGAGGUUAAGUAAAUAGCAGUAUUCCUUUUUUAUCGAUUCUUCUUCCUCGGUCCCUCAUUGCUGAGGAUCGCGACCAUGUAUGCUCCGUCUCCAUAGUGUGCGGUCAUAAGCCACAUGAGUCACGCACUGCAUGUUGCCGCCAACCACCCUCUUCACACCAUCAGACCAUCUCGUGGGUGCUUUUCCUCGCCCGCGCUUGCCAUCCUUUUUAUCGAUAGGAAUUCAUAAUUUAUGUCAUUAUAUAUAGUAUACAUAUACAGGUUAAUAUAAUUUAUUUAUUGCUAAACAUUCCAGAGUUUAAUGACUUGUGACACGAAUCUCAAUUAUUUAAGUUAGCGCCGUACUUAAACUAUACAUAUCUAUAUCUACUAAUAAUAAGGACAUUAUUACGUUGUAAUUGUGCAUCAAAGGCUAUAAAUACUAAAGUUAUUCUUAGUUAAGUAAUUCCUACUGAAGUAAAAUGAGAUCUUACUAAAUGUGAUUGAACUAUUUACAUAUCAUUCCUUUCCUUGCCCUUUAGUAUGAAAGUAGAAUUAGACUAGUAUCUACAUCUCUAUUACGAUAGAUGGCUGUGCACCAGCGGCCUUGUCGCAUUGUUAUCACCUGUCAUCAUGCCUGUCUCGUUCUAACAAGUACGUAAGUGCGAAAGUGACAGGCAUAGUGACAGGCGAUAAAAAUGGAACCAUGCUGCCACCGCAGUACCCCUAGUGUAAAUUUCAUUCGAUAGCGUGACGUGACUGACGUGACGUAUGAGUUUGCGUUAAGUGUUAUUUUGUAUGGGAUUUUUAGUUUCCAUAACGUUCCGCUUGGCGCGCUUUUCAAAUUAUACAAAAAUUGACAUAAUGCAAACGCGAACGCACGUCACGCUAUCGAAUGAUAUUUAUACUAGGGGUUCAAUUCUUAAAUACUCGUAACUUAGUUUUUUUUUUUUUACGUUUUACGAUACAGAAAGAAAACCUGUCGUAAAAUGCAUUUACUUUGUACUGAAUAUUAUUUCUUUGAAUUAGUAUUUAUAUCUAAUACCUAUGACUUACAUAUCAUAUGUAGUGACAUGUUGUUUUUAAAUAGAUUGAAAUCAAAGACUGCACUCUCAAUACCAAUAUGUUUUAACUAUGCAAUCUAUGCAUAAUAAUGUUAAGUGUGUAAUUUUUGUUUUAAUUUUUGUUUAUUGUUAACUACUAAAUUAUUUUUUAAAUCAUAGCAUAGAUUCCAUUUGUUUGUACAAUCUAUUAUAAUUGAUUAAUACUAUACGAUGCAUUGUAAAAGGUCUUAAUCGCGUAUUAAAUAAACUUGAAAGUCACCGCCUAAGUUUUGACCGCUUGGUCACGGAGAAAGGCCAGUUUUAGUUAAAAAUGUAUGAAAAUUUCAAAUAAGAAGUUUAAAUAUGAGGUGAUCGCUAUUCUACCUACUUAAAUGCCUAACCACACAAGCUGCGUGUGUAGAUGUGCACGUGUUAUUGGAACUAAAUUGUUAGAACCGUGCACACACACGUCACGCAAGCGGUGUGCCGUCUCUCAUAAGGAUCCGUAUAUUACAACGCACACGCAUCCGGUGUGCACAGGCCUUAAAAGAUAGACACUUUAGAUUUAAACUAAAUUAGCCUUGAUGUCGGCUCUAUGAAGUUGUUCCUAAAAGUAUACGUUAAACCCUUUUUCAGGCCGCUGGUGUUGAAUUUCAAGAAGUCAGUUCAGCGAAACUACAAUGUAAUUUGAACCUUAAGUCUUAGUGCUAAGGUUGAAAUUCUAUUGACAGUCUACUAGGAAUGAAAAAGGGUUGUAAUUCUUAAAAUAACUAGUGUGCCAUGACUAUUUUAUUUAAGUCAAUCAAUUCAAAGGUUCUGUUACUAUUUAUAUGAUAUAGUUGUUUAGUUAUUUCAAAUGUUACCACAUUUUUUUCUUAAGACUGCAGUAACUUAUUAUUUUAAUUUGUGAUAUGUCGAAUCUCUGAUAAUUUAUAAUUGUAUUUUUUGCAGAGAUCUGUUUCUAAUAUUAAAAAGCGUACUUAUUAUGAGUAAAUACUCAAUAAUUGUAUUCCAGAAAAAUAAACAUUUGAUUUUUAAUCUAAUAAGCAAUGAAAACAAGUGCAUUUCCUGUAGAACUUGUAUAUCAACAGCCCUGCAACGCAUAACAACCGUAUGUCAACUUGACCAGUUUCAACUUGUACUUUAUUGCGUGAGAAUACGGUAAACAAUUGUUUUCGAAUGUAUCAUACCGUUGUAUACGGGCUACGCUACACUAGCGUCUUUUGAGCGUCGGCGUCUAGUCAGCACUAUGCAAAAUGGCGUCGCUGCGCAGUUGCGUCAACGUUAAGUCGAGCAUCAGCCAUAGAGUUGAUAUUGAUAAGACGCGGACGCUCAGGAGUCGCUACCGUGGGGUGGCUCUUAGAACCACCUACUUAAUGUUGUUAUGCGUAGUGUAUGUAGUUAACGCUAUCUCUACUGAGCUCGUUCACUUACCUGUACUAACAAUGGCAUUCUGUUAAACCAAAGAUAGAUAUAACUCCGUACGUAAGUUAUUUAUAUCU